Molecule: messenger RNA, 633 nt
Organism: Emiliania huxleyi CCMP1516
Lineage: Eukaryota; Haptophyta; Isochrysidales; Noelaerhabdaceae
Exons: 2
Source: RefSeq, a predicted model, not a curated record
GUGCUGAAGGAACUGUUGUUCACAGCUUCUGACACGGAAUCUCUCGACUGCCGCAUUGUUGCCUCGCACGACUGGUGCGAGCCAGACAGGUCGCCAGAGAUACUCAUUUUCGAGCACCGACGUUCACUGUUCCACAAGGAGCGACUUAGCCUAAAGACGUGCGAGCACACGCGCGCGACCAGUAUGUUCUACGAGCAAGAGAACGCGAGAAUGUGCUGUUUGUUCGCCAGCCAAUGGCGGCUGGCACCGGCGCGGGAAGCUCAAAACGGACACGGCAACUCGGCAAAAAUCGAGCAGGGCAACGCCUUGGCCGCUCCUGCAAAGUGACACAUCUGAUCGCAUGGCGGUGGCGGCGAGGAUGGGGGCGGAGAGACCGGCGGCGGAGAGGGCGACGGCGGCGUGGGUGGAGGAGGGGAGGGUUGUGGCGGUGAGGGUGGCGGCGGCGUGGGAGGCGGUGGCGAGGUCGGCGGUGAGGGCGGUGGUGGCGAGGGUGGUGGUGGUGAGGGCGGCGGUGAGGGCGGCGGCGUGGGUGGAGGCGGGGAUGGAGGAGGGGCGGGAGGCGGCAGCGUGGGAGGCGGUGGCGAGGUCGGCGGCGGGGGCGAGGGCGAUGCCGAGGGAGGCGGCGGCGACGGC